AUGCCGCAAGAAACUCCAGCGGCCGCCAGGCCUGCUCAAGAAGAGCGAGGCCAGUCCAUCUUCUACAAGAUUGCCCAAGCUCUUCUGAUGUGGUUUGGUGUUCAAAUGAUCAUGAAGCAAUUCAUGGGGGGAAACAAGGCGCAGACCACCACCCAAGUCAAAGAUGCCGAGGGAAAUGUCGUCGAGGUCCCCGCGAAUACCGCAGCGAUUCCUGCCUACCAGGCAAGGCCCAAGUCUCUCGAUGAAGGCGCAGUCUACGCUCGGAUCCCUGAGCGCAUUGCUCCCAUCUGGCCCACCGACAGCUCUCUCGAUGUCAUUGUGACAAUUUCUGAUACAUUCGUUCCGAAGCCCAUCGCCAAAACAGAGGAGCAGUAUCGUGUUCUUGAUGAGAAGGCUUUCAAGCUCAGCAACUACAGCGACAAGCGUGUCAUUGAGACUGAAUUCACCGUUCCGGCUGCUGUUCAGAAAAAUGGAACUCUAUGGGGUCACUUCUACGUCGGCUUGACUGGCACAAACUUGGAUCCCAAAGAACCCAACUUCGAUCCUGCGACCGCCGUCCACUUUGCCUACCCCCUGACCCAUUAUAUCGCCAAGAAAAAGGUCGCCAAGACCCGCAACCUGCUUGAAGGCAAGGACGAGAUCAUUGAAGAACCUGCCGAGGAACAAUCCACUGGUCCGGUCGUUGCGAGCUACUACCACCCCAACACGACCUUGUCAUUCAUUCCCGAUACUGGCAUCCUGGAUCUCCAGAAGGCUGCCGCACCUGUUCGCCAGUUUCUGAACCUAGAGCCAACUGGCGCGCGCGAUGGAACUGGUAAAAACUCCUGGUACUACCCGAUUUUGUAUGUCAACACGUUCUGGCAGCUUAAGACGCACAUGACCGUCCUCAAUGAGACCGUCCAGACGCUCCCUCUCCGGCUCGAUCUCACCAACUUGAGAAACUGGCAGUUCACCAUGAUGGCGACUGUUGACCUGAACUCGAAGGAACAGGCCCGCCAGGCCGCAUUGGGCAACUCAUCACCCGGAGGCGGUGAUGGUAGCGAGAUAGAGAUGAUCAAGGAGAUCUUUUUGGACACCAAUCCUUACCUCCUCGGUAUAACCGUCGUCGUCAGUAUCGUUCACAUGAUACUGGAGACGCUCGCCUUUGGAUCUGACAUUGCGCACUACCGCAAGAAGAAGGAUAAUGUCGGCAUUUCUGUCCGUUCCAUUCUGGCCAACGUCUUUAUGCAGACUGUCAUCUUCCUCUAUUUGGUGGACAACUCGCAGAACACCAGCUGGAUGAUCUUGGGUACUCAAGGUGUCGGUAUUCUUAUCGAACUCUGGAAGGUCACUACCGUCGUCGAUGUGCGCCUGCGGCCGAGUGCGCCUGGCUCGCUGCUUCCUUACUCCGUUGUUUUCGAAGAUAAGCACAAGCUGAGCGACACGGAGGAGAAGACCAAGGAAUAUGAUGAGAUCGCCUUCAAGUACAUGUAUUGGGCCGGCGUCCCGUUGCUCAUUGCAUACGGUAUCUACUCCCUGGUGUACGAUUCGCACAAGUCUUGGUACUCAUACAUCAUCACUACCUUGGUUGGAUCUGUCUAUGCCUAUGGUUUCUUGAUGAUGGUCCCAUCUCUUUACAUCAACUACCGCCUCAAGUCUAUAGCCCAUAUGCCCGGUAAGGCGAUGAUGUACAAGUUCCUGAACACUUUCAUCGACGACCUGUUCGCCUUCACCAUCAAGAUGCCCUUUUUGCAUCGUUUGGCUACGUUCCGCGACGACAUCAUCUUCUUCGUCUACUUGUACCAGCGAUGGGCCUACAAGAUUGACUACACUCGCGUCAACGAGUUUGGCCAGGGUGGCGAGGAUGAGCCUAGUGAGGAAGUCAAGGCACAGCCUAAGUCCUUGCCAAAGGCCGACCCGGAAACCGUGAAGGAGAUUGGUGGUGGUCCGAAGGCUACUGGGGCUGAUACCGGUAAGGCGACCAAGAGGAAGUAG
Truncatella angustata is the source of this 1974-nucleotide messenger RNA. RefSeq names its product cleft lip and palate transmembrane 1. Bases 1 to 1974 code for a protein of 657 amino acids. The record is from RefSeq and is a predicted model, not a curated record. The transcript has 2 exons. Lineage: Eukaryota; Fungi; Ascomycota; Sordariomycetes; Amphisphaeriales; Sporocadaceae. Gene Ontology annotation, cellular component: membrane; endomembrane system.